Molecule: messenger RNA, 1029 nt
Organism: Anopheles marshallii
Lineage: Eukaryota; Metazoa; Arthropoda; Insecta; Diptera; Culicidae
Gene: Pex16
Product: peroxisomal membrane protein PEX16
Exons: 3
Coding region: 1-1029 (342 amino acids)
Biological process (GO): peroxisome organization
Cellular component (GO): peroxisomal membrane
Source: RefSeq, a predicted model, not a curated record
AUGUCGUCAGUGUUAUGUGAACUACAAAACCAGUAUGAACGAUAUGUGAAAUGGGUAUCAGGCAAUCCAUCCGCUUUGGCGGACGUUGAACUGACGGUAAAGUGGCUCUCGUACUUCGUGGCCGGAAAAAUCAACAAUUCUUCCGCCGUUUCCGAGCUGGUUUAUUCUCUAUCGAACUUGUUGGUGUUUUUCAAUGAUCGGAUAAUAGAGAAAGCUAACCACAAAUCAAAUGACGACGCGACGGAACCCCUGGAACGACAGCUGAAGGUUCUGCUGACAACGCUAGAGUAUUGUGAAGUUUUUAUCGAACUUUCUGCCCACAAAGUCUGGGGAACUAGCGGGCGAUGGUUUUUCAUUGUGACUAUACAGAUCAUAAAAUGUAUAGGCAGACUUAUCUUAACGCUGUAUUACCAAAACACCAAAAUUGUACGCAACCCACCAAUACCUUCACUGAACCGCAACAAAUUGCAAGAAGCACAUUCCCCCGACAAUGCUUCGUUCCGUGACAAUCUUUCGGGAGAGAGCUCCGGAAUAGUGCUAAAGCGAUCAGGACGCGUGAUGCGAAAGGUUAAUUGUUCACCUUCGCUAACAUCGAGGACAUGGAAACCACCAACAGUCGGGAAUCAAGCACAUCAGCUAACUGAAUACGGUGGAAAAUUCCUCAUGUCGGCGGAGAUGAUUUACAUUGCCAAACCGCUCAUCCAUCUAGCUUGUAUGAAAAGGUAUGGAUCGAAGAGUUGGAUAAGCUACUUAUUGGCCCUAGCAUUGGACAGUGCAAGUCUUCGCAUGUACUACAGGAACCGAGAAGUUUUAUCUAAGGAGCAACGGGUAGAACUGUCGCGAAGGUGCGUAUCAAUGCUGCUGUACCUGAUGCGAUCGCCGUUCUACGAUCGAUACACGCACGACAAGAUAGCGAACGUGCUAAACGGCAUAGGAAACAAUGUGCCAUGGACGGGCACGAUUUCGCGGCUUAUUCUUUCCUACAUUCCACAUUGGCAGGAAACCUACUUUUACAUGUGGUCGACUUGA